AUGCCUUCCCGAUCAUUCAAACCAAAGCCCAAAGAGGCCGUCAAAGACCAGAUCCCCACACCCUUCGUCAAAGCUCCAUCGUCUCUCGCUCCCUUCCUCGAACGCCUCGACCCCAAACUCGUCCACAUCACACAUAUUGACCGCACGAAAGCUGCCGUCAAGAAGAAUAUUUUUCUCAUACCCGUUCUUCUCAACACGACCAUCGCCGCUCUACUGCUCUGGCGCCUCUAUCAUGCUCUCCCCAAAUACUUUAUUCUCGCUAAGACGAUUCUCGGAUAUGCCACUUCGGCGACAGUGGACAAGACGAGCACGACGAGGAAAGAGCAGAUAUGGAUACUGAUGAAAAGGACGCUCAUGAUGGCUUUGGACUUUUUGUUGUUUCGCUUCGUGGGUCCUUGGCCGUUGACGUUCUUCUUCGAGCAACCUGCCAAUCCGUGUUCGUAUCGUUGGGGCUUGGAAGGGCAUUUUAGGGAGAAGGAGGUCGUGGUUCGGGUGAGUAGAAACUGGAGCGCAGAAGAUCUGAUGCAGGGCGUUAAGCAAGGAGAGGAGAAUGCAUUCUUCAAGACACGGGUUUUGCCUGCUAUCAAUCCAGAGGAGAUGAGGAAGACGGGAUACUUGAUGAUGAAUGAGAGUUGGGAUUUGGAGUUUGAGCUCAUGUUGGACGCGCAUACGUUGAUUAAGCAGAAGAUGCUGAGGGAGGAAGACGUGGACAAGAUGGUCUUUGUGUACAUGGAGGGGAACGGAUGGGUCAUGUGGAAGUGGGAGGGAGAAGAUGUGAUCGAGGGGCGGAGAAAGAAGGUGGUCAUGUUCAAAGAGGUGUUGACGAAGCUUGGAAAGGAAUCCCUGUUCUGGAGAUGGACAGAGAUUGUAGAGGAAGAACGAGAUGCUGAUGGAGGGUUCACGGCGAAGAGACAAGAGAGGGUUGUCGAGAGGGUCAAAAGCGAGUUUGAGAAGGAGGGGGUAGACUUUGAAGAGAUUGUGAAAGGUAUCGGUGGUCUGGAUGAGGUGCCUGCUGGUCCUGCAAAGUAAGAUUUGCUGGCAUGCUUUCAACCUCGAAACCCCAAGUGCCUUCGCGUCGAGUGUAUGGAGUGAUGGUGCAAAUCGGCCUGAUGUAUGGCACAGUGCCGCCCGUGGCCAGCUAAGCUCACCAACAUCCUCUUAUACCGCCCAUGACAUACUCACCGGUCCGACCCAGCGCACUGAAAAGUUCCGACUACAGACUUUGAUUCCCUUCCUGGCUGUUGAAAACAUGCCAAUGCAGGGAACAACGGAGAAGUGGAGAGACCAGAAAGGAUCGUCUCAGGUCUGCGCUUGUUUGCUCCUCCCACCAGUCCGAGUCUUAGAUGUACAUCGCGUUGCUCUUGGUCAUCGAUCCGUUCUGAACUCUGUAAGAGUGGGAAUGAAUCAUCGUUCUCGCGGACGUACACCUGCUCGAAUGUGGCUGCUGUUGUCUAGUCCAUCCGUUGCGCAACGGUUCUGAGGAAAUGCAC
This is a messenger RNA of Sphaerulina musiva SO2202, 1490 nucleotides long. RefSeq lists its product as uncharacterized. The transcript has a single exon. NCBI's taxonomy places the organism in Eukaryota, Fungi, Ascomycota, Dothideomycetes, Mycosphaerellales, Mycosphaerellaceae. Bases 1 to 1029 code for a protein of 342 amino acids. The record is from RefSeq and is a predicted model, not a curated record.